Molecule: messenger RNA, 2371 nt
Organism: Nicotiana tabacum (common tobacco)
Lineage: Eukaryota; Viridiplantae; Streptophyta; Magnoliopsida; Solanales; Solanaceae
Source: RefSeq, a predicted model, not a curated record
AUGGAAGACCCAACAGAUAAUAUCAAGUCUCAAAUUGUAACACAGUGUCUUACAAGGAAGACCCAACAAAUACCAAUUCACAAAACAAGCAAUCAGAUGCCAGAAUAUUGUUUCACGAUUACUUCAGUUUUGAAGAAUAAUUUUGACGGAUCUGAGUCUGGCUCCUUGCUGCAUUGUAUGAAUCAGACACUUACCAUAUUUGGUUCAAGGCUUCUCAGGCAUUGGGUGACUCAUCCUUUAUGUGAUAGAAACAUGAUAGGUGCUCGUCUUGACGCAGUUUCAGAGAUUGCAGAAUCUAUGAAAACUUAUCGAACUUCUCAUACUUCUGUCUUAGAGAUGGAAGGUGCUGAUGUUACCAUUUCGCAAUCAGAGAUACAUCAUAUAAUUUCUUCAGUUCUGUCCACUCUGGGAAGGUCACCAGAUAUCCAACGGGGGAUUACAAGAAUUUUUCACAAAAAAGCUACCGCAUCUGAGUUUAUUGCAGUCAUUCAAGCUAUCUUGACUGCUGCAAAACAACUUCAGCAGCUUUGGAUAGAAGAGUAUAAAAGUACGAAUCUACAAAGAGAGACCUUGCGCUCAGUACUGUUGAGAAAGUUGAUAUCAAUUGCCUCAUCGUCUACUGUUAUUAAUGCUGCUGCAAAGCUUUUGUCUGCUUUAAACAAGGAAGCCGCUGACAGACGGGAUCUUCACAAUUUAUUCUUCAUUUCUGACGGAAAGUUCCCUGAGGUUGCUGAAGGUACAAGGAGAGUUGAGUUGGCAAAUGAGAAGUUAGACUCAUUAAUUGUUGUGUAUCGCAAGCAGCUUCAUAUCCGCAAUUUGGAGUACACGAGUGUAGCUGGAAUUACACAUUUGAUAGAGCUGCCUCUAGACACAAAGGUGCCGCCAGACUGGGUGAAAGUGAACAGUACUAAGAAAGCAAUACGCUAUCAUCCACCAGAAGUAUUGGUGGCUUUAGAUGAGUUAGCAUUGGCAAAUGAGCAGCUCACUAUCGUUUGCCAAGCUGCUUGGAAUAAUUUUUUAACGAGGUUUGGUGGAUACUUUGCUGAGUUCCAAGCUGCUGUGCAGGCGCUGGCUUCAUUGGAUUGUCUAAAUUCUCUUGCCAUUCUUUCGAGGAAUAAGAAUUAUGUCCGUCCACUUUUUGUGAAAGAUGAUGAGGCUGUUCAGAUACAUAUUUGCUCUGGUCGUCACCCGGUUUUGGAGAGAGUAUUACAAGAGAACUUUGUCCCAAAUGAUACAGAUUUGCAUGCAGAAAGAGAGUAUUGUCAGAUUGUUACUGGACCAAAUAUGGGAGGAAAAAGCUGCUAUAUUCGCCAAGUUGCUCUUAUCGCUUUGAUGGCUCAGGUUGGAUCCUUUGUUCCAGCGUUCUCUGCAAAACUGCAAGUGCUAGAUGGCAUAUAUACUCGCAUGGGUGCAUCCGACAGUAUACAGCAAGGAAGAAGUACAUUCUUAGAAGAACUCAGCGAGGCUUCUGAUAUACUGAAAAAAUGCUCAGCCAGCUCAUUGGUUAUACUUGAUGAGCUUGGGAGAGGCACCAGUACACAUGACGGCGUAGCAAUUGCUUAUGCAACACUUCAGUAUCUCCUAGAACACAAGAAAUGCAUGAUUCUAUUUGUCACCCAUUACCCUGAAAUUGUCAGUAUCAAGAAUGAAUAUCCAGGCUCCGUGGGACCAUACCAUGUGUCAUAUCUGACAUCCCAAAGAGAAGUGAAUGGGGAUUUCAAGUCAAAUGAGAAGAUGGAUCACAUCAAUAGUGAAGACAUCACCUACCUUUACAAACUUGCACCAGGGGUCUGCGAGAGAAGUUUUGGUUUUAAAGUUGCUCAGCUUGCACAACUGCCGGUUAUGUGUAUUCAACGAGCCAUCGUAAUAGCUGGAAGACUAGAAGCAGCAGUCUCUAACUACACAACGCAAAAUCGAACUAGAAGGAGCUCUUCCAUAAGUUAUAGCAAAGAUGGUUGUAAGGUAUCUGAACCAGUGGAGUAUGUCUUAGAACCUGAUUGCUUGUCUGCUGGAAGAGUUGAACACUUAGAUGAUAUGGGCGAGCUUUACAGGGAGUUCUUUCUGAACCUAAACUUCGCACUUCUUGAAGAACAUGAUGAUGACAGGAGGCUCCAGUUUCUAAUGCAGGCUAGAAGCCUUGCUGCUCAGUUAAUAAGUAGUUAAAGACUAAUUAUUUUAUCCUAUCGUUCUUUCCGCUGCAAUCAAGUAUUCCUUCCUUCCCAUUUACACAAGGGAUUUUUCCUUUUUGGUCAAUCUCAAAAGAUCGACAUUCUUUCUGUUUCGGGGUAGCUCUGUCGUUUUACCUUUCCAUUUUUCCUGUAAUGACAUGUUCUUAUUUCUUAUAGAAUGCCAUGGCAUGUUCUUUUUCUUU